AUGUCGAUACUGCAAUCGGUUGGAUUGUUGCUGGAAUCACCCAAUCAACGCGCAGGCGGGGAGAAUCGUGUUCUGCUGACCAUCGAUCUUACUACGAAAGUAGUUUCCGAAGCGUUGGCAAAGGAUACGUCGGUUAUUGUUGCCUAUCAUCCGCCUAUCUUUAGUGGAUUGAAGUCCUUGACGCUAUCGAACCCACUUCAAUCUUCGCUUCUUCAAUGUGCGGCUAAAGGAAUAUCAAUUUAUUCUCCACAUACGGCAUUGGAUUCGGUGUGGGGAGGCAUUAAUGAUUGGCUCGCAGAGGGAUUGUUGAGCAAAAAGCAAGACGAUGUUAUCAGUGCGCUCGUUGCAGAGAAGAUAGGUGCCAAUGGAGUGAGCGAAGGCGCGGAAGGUAGAUUGGUCACGCUAAAGGAAGCGAUUCCCAUGGCCGUGCUGGCACACAGAGUAAAGUCGCAUCUGCGUCUAACCCACCUCCAAGUAGGAAUCAAUUCACUGGAUGAAUCCCGGUCUUCGUCCGUCCGGACAAUCGCCAUUUCCGCAGGAUCCGGAGGAUCCAUGCUGGCUGGCAAGAAGGCUGACGUCUAUCUUACGGGAGAAAUGUCACAUCACGAAGUUCUAGCUGCUCUCGCCGCAGGCACCAACGUUAUUCUGUGCGGACACACAAAUACCGAACGCGGAUACUUACCCCUUCUUGCUGCAAAACUGCUCCAGGAACUCCGAACCGCUGGUGAAGGUGCAGAAGACGUGGAGGUGGUACGCUCUACGCCACCAAAGAUUGAUGAUUUUUCGUGA
This is a messenger RNA of Laccaria bicolor S238N-H82, 789 nucleotides long. RefSeq lists its product as uncharacterized. NCBI's taxonomy places the organism in Eukaryota, Fungi, Basidiomycota, Agaricomycetes, Agaricales, Hydnangiaceae. The record is from RefSeq and is a predicted model, not a curated record. The coding region runs from base 1 to 789 and encodes 262 amino acids. The transcript is spliced from 8 exons. Gene Ontology annotation, cellular component: mitochondrion; cytoplasm.